AUGGCGCAGGGGCGAGAAUUAGUGCUGAAGCCGUACGUGGACCUGGUUUCGGUGGGAAGCGGCCGCGAGAUGACCAAGGAGACCCUCGACGAUUUCAAGGACUUUGGCUGGCAGCCCCAGUUCGACAUUCGCACGAUGGACGAAUCGAUGCCGAGGCUCUUCGCGCUGCUGCCUUGCAAGGUCAGCGAGACAACCGUUCAACUGGCUGAGCUGAUCGAAGCAACUCUUCGGGAUGCGGCUAAGAGCGAUGUCGAGAUGGUCUCCGCUCGGCUUCUAUUGACGGCCAAGAACUUGGUGCAACUCUUCGUCAUCACUGCGAACCGACAUCAUAAUGCCGCCAUUUCCAGCGUUCCGCAACAGGCCGCCGUGUUCUUCAACAACUGCUACUUCCUCGCCCAUCGGCUGAUCCUUCUACCAUAUAGCGUUGCUGCCAAAGAGAUGUCUAAGAAGCCGGACUUCGCCAGCUUGCUCUCGGAGAACAUCCCUGCCCUGCGCUCACUGGCCGCCAACGCACUCGAGUCGAUGCUGGCCCAAUGCCGUCGCAAUCUCAGCACCGAGUUGAACGAUAAGACUUUGUUUACCUCAUCGACCCCGACUGGCGACCACAUGCGUGAUAAACGCGCGACCGAGACGCUCGUCCGGUGCGUCGAUCAGAUUAAUGCCGUGGCGGCUGCGAUGCGGGAUGUCCUCAGCGAGACUGUCUACGCAAAAUCAAUCGGAAAUCUGGCCGGCUUCUUGCUGGGAGAAAUCGGAAGCAUUGUGCUCUCGAUGGAAGACAUUUGCGAAUACGACGCCGACCACUCUGCCCUGGAUAUCGAUAACGUCAUCGAGAAGCUGACCCCGUUGUUCCAGAAUGGGGAUUACAACUCGAUGCAUAAGAUGUGUUCCCAGUCGCUGUUCCGCGCCAAAGAGAUUGCGUUCUGUCUGCGCGCCUCGUUGCAGGGAAUCGACGAUCGUUGGUGUGAGGGAAAGGGCCCACUUGCCGACUUGUUGCGCCCGGCUGAGGUGCGUCGUCUGGUGAAGGCGCUCUUCGCCAACACCGAACAGCGCAGCCGACUGCUCACCAAGUUCGCC
This is a messenger RNA of Mesorhabditis spiculigera, 1074 nucleotides long. The record is from the annotation of a GenBank genome assembly. Lineage: Eukaryota; Metazoa; Nematoda; Chromadorea; Rhabditida; Rhabditidae.